AUGGGCAAAAUUAUAUAUUUCAUAUUCCUGCCCAUCCUGCUCUAUGGGAUGAUUCCCUCAACAUUGACCCAGAAUUUUGAGAUACCAUCAGUAAUCAAUGUGGAGAUCAAUAAACCCAAAGGCAGCUGUAAUCAAUCCGUAACCAUUGUGAAUGGUAUACCAAUCCACUGUGCCGAUGAAUUAAUUUUCCAAGAAGAAUUUGAGGGCAGCACCUUACAUCCGUACAAAUGGACAGUGGAGAGACGCAUCCCUCGUUCCCCCGACUAUGAAUUUAAUUUGUAUAUUGAUGAUAUAGAGGAUGUCCUUAAGGUCGAAAAUGGUUUGGUUCAUAUUAAACCCACAUCAACGACGGGAUAUUUUGGCAUAACCAGCGUAUCAAAAAGAGAACCCAUCGAUUUGGGACCAACGUGUACAGGUGAACUGGAUUCGGAUGAGUGCUUCAGUCACAGUAUACCACCCUAUAUAUCGGCACAAUUUUCUUCGAAAGACAAAUUCUCAUUUAAAUAUGGCCGAGUUGAGGUUCGGGCCAAAAUGCCCCAAGGCAUGUGGAUAUAUCCUCAGCUAUGGUUGCAGCCAAAUUGUCCGAAAUAUGGUUAUACCAACUACAAUUCUGGACAAAUGCGUUUGGCCCAGACACGAGAUGAUGGUCCGCGGAAAGAUUUAAUUACCGGGCUGGUGUUAAAUUCCGCUCCAGCAUGGCAUUAUCUGCUGCUCUGCAUUAAUAGUACCCAUCAAAAUGUAUCGGAUGAGUUUCACGUCUACGAAAUGUCAUGGACCCCCCAGGCAAUCGUCUUUUCCAUGGACGAUGAGGAAUUUUGUCGUGAUGAGGUCAAUAGCGAAGCUGGUAGUAAAUGGGCCCCUUUCGAUCAGGAAUUUUAUUUGCUCGUGGGCGAGGGCAUUGGUGGCUUGAGUGAUUUUCAUGAUGGCCACUGA
This is a messenger RNA of Musca vetustissima, 933 nucleotides long. Its product is annotated as gram-negative bacteria-binding protein 3-like. Gene Ontology annotation, molecular function: hydrolase activity, hydrolyzing O-glycosyl compounds. The transcript has 2 exons. The coding region runs from base 1 to 933 and encodes 310 amino acids. The record is from RefSeq and is a predicted model, not a curated record. Gene Ontology annotation, biological process: carbohydrate metabolic process. Lineage: Eukaryota; Metazoa; Arthropoda; Insecta; Diptera; Muscidae.